Molecule: messenger RNA, 2256 nt
Organism: Plenodomus lingam JN3
Lineage: Eukaryota; Fungi; Ascomycota; Dothideomycetes; Pleosporales; Leptosphaeriaceae
Source: RefSeq, a predicted model, not a curated record
AUGGCAGCCGUCCGACGCAGGGCAAUUUCGCCCGCCCCUCACGCUCCUUUGUCUGCGCACCAUUCCCCUGCCAACCCCUCGCUCGGCCUGGUGAAGCCAUCCAACGGCGGCGGCAGGUGUCUUAACAAUCCAUCUUUGUCGGCUGACCGUCCAGCCAAAGGCAUCAGCCACGUCUCCGCCCUAUUCCCACGCCAACUGCUUGUUGCCGUCACUACGGCGCAGCCUGAAGAGCCAGUGGGAGACCAAUUCCAAGCCUGGCUCGACUUUCGAUUCCCCCCAGUCCGAAACUGCUUUUGCAACCAGCAACCCACCAGCGCUUUAGCCAACUCUGCGGGCGGCCGUCGGCAACUCCCCAAUUCUCGUCCUAUCCAGCCACGCGGCAACCGACUGGACCCUUUCUUGCAUCGCACGGCCCAGGCUCGCGAUUGCACCAGCUCUUUCAAUCUUCAACCGCUUGGGUCCACGCCUACAGCUGACCUCGAUCGAGCCCAGUUCAUCACUUUGCCCUUCGACCAGGAUCGCCUGUCUAGCCCGUCGCGAAGGUCGGAUCCUGUCAAACGCGCCACUGGGACCCCUCGCAACACAAUUCCACGUGCGCCUUGUGCCCCCUGCAGUAUGUGGGCCGAGGUCGAUGGAGAGCGCAAGAAAGUCGCCUGUGGUCCCUGCAUUCGAGGCCAUCGGUCUUCAAAAUGCGACCACAGAGACCGAGUCCUGGUGGAAGUUCGGAAACCUGGUCGUCCAUUAAGCAGCUGCCCCCACCCAAGCGGUUCAUGCAGCUGUGAACGUGUUGUUAUCAAUUACACGAUCCCCAAGGCUUCGGAAUGCGCCUGCCCAGCGGAGCGUGCACAGCCUACUGCAACCGUUGUCGGUAACAGCCGUAUCCAGAAGCCCAGGAGAAGAUCUGCGGUUAACACGGCUUCACUGGAAAAGGCAUUGCGAAUAGGCCAGGACACGGAAACAGACACUUCUUCGACUAUACGCACUCCAACCGAGGAAAGCGCAAGUAAUGAAGCAUCGCCACCAUCCAGUGCAAGCUCGACGCCUCACAUACUACCCCUGCAAAAUGAAGGUGCUUCAAGCUGUUGCAAACAAAAAUCACAACUGCCAUCAAUACCGAAAGCGAAUUGUUGUAGUAGUAGCAGCAACAACAACAGCAGCAAAAAGCAGUCUCAGGCUGAAUCCGCGCCGGUAAAGACAUGUUGCGCUGGUUCAAGCGUUCCAGCCAACACGGUACGGCAACCCUCCGCAUAUCCACAUUACGGACAGCAAUUCCAGUUUCAGACCCAACCUCCAGUACCAAACCCGCACUUUCGCCAAUUCCAGCAACAUGUGUCGUCAGCGGCAGGCCUUCCAUACACUCUCGGUGUUCCAAUUUACAAUCACGCAGCCGCAGCAUACCACCAACAACCUCCACCUCCACCUCCGCCCGUAUCAAUACCAAUGAACGCAGUUCCCUCGCACGCCAGCGCUCCUGGCGGGCAACAAGCUCCCAAACACAAUUGCCACUGUGGAGAUUCAUGUAGCUGUUUUGGAUGCGCUGCCCACCCCGAUAACGCGACCAUGAUGGAAUACGUACGACUGAUGGCCCAGUUCCAAUACACUGGUGGCUUUGGAACCAUGUCUCCUCCUCUGUACGACAUGCCGACGUACCCCCACCACCCAGGGUUUGGCGCUGAAGCCAAUCAACCAGUGAAUUAUCCAGCUAUAUCACAGACGAUGGCGGCCCCUACACCUACGCGGAUGAACUACCCACCAAAUGUGGAGAUGUCGAUUCUACCCCAUGCAGCGAUACCCUACUCGGGACCUUGGCAAAGACCGCCUGUCCUUGUGACAGCGAUGCAGGGAUCUCGUUAUUUGGAGCCAGGCAGUUAUACGCUGGCGAGCCCCAUGGAAGGCCAGACGCCGCAAAAGGUGGAAGAGGGAAGGACUACACCGAUCGCUGAAAGCCCCAGUGAUGGUAGCCGAGAGGACGACACUUCGACACUAUCCCCAUCAUCAUACUUCUGGAACCAGAUGACGCUACCCAGCUGUUCCGACGCAACGGGUACAUGUCAAUGCAGCGACGGUUGCGCCUGCAUGGGCUGUCUCACCCACGGCGGCCACAAUGGUUUGCAUCUCGACGAGCCGAUCAUGAACGAGCAUGACAACUUUCCGGAAUACACUGCGGAUCCCAACCUCAACCUGAACGAGUCCACGGCAGCGGCAGCGGCAGCAGCGGCAGACUUCAUGCAAUUUCACGCAUCAGCGCCAACAUGA